This is a messenger RNA of Mesorhabditis belari, 2892 nucleotides long. The record is from the annotation of a GenBank genome assembly. NCBI's taxonomy places the organism in Eukaryota, Metazoa, Nematoda, Chromadorea, Rhabditida, Rhabditidae.
AUGACUGUAGCCGAUAUGGGCAAAGCGAAAGACGACGAAGAUGCCCUGCUUCCAAGUCACCAUCGCACUCCAACCACUGUUCAAUCCACGCCGGGAUCAAUUGCCUUCAAAUGCUACGUGAUUGCAUCGAUGUGCUUUUUAUGGACGGGCUAUACACUUGCUGUUCGCUACACCCGCUCCACCACAAACCCCUCCGAAUUGUACGCAUCGACGACUGUCGUGCUUUCCGGAGAAUUUAUCAAGCUGUGCAUCACUUUACUGAUGAUAUUUCGGGAAGGUGGACAUUCUAUGAGCAAAUUUGGAACGACGCUAAACAAAUUCUAUUUUGGACAGCCAAUUGAAUUGGCAAAGAUGUCGGUUCCAUCACUUGUAUAUGCUCUUCAGAAUAACUUGGACUUUGUUGCAUUGAGCAACUUGGAUGCUGGCGUUUAUCAAGUGACCACCCAAUUGAAAGUCGUGACAACCGCUCUCUUCAUGAUGGCCUUCCUUGGGCGCAAAAUGACUACUCCCGUGAAGCUGGAGAAGCAUCCGUCGACGUUUGUUCUGAAGCGUAAUGGACAAGCCCAGGCUGUGCAUUUCGACAAGAUCACCAGCCGAAUUCAAAAGCUCAGCUAUGGCCUUAACACCGACUUUGUUGACCCGAUCCUGGUUGCUCAAAAGGUGAUUGCCGGUAUGUACAAAGGAGUGAGCACCGUUGAAUUGGACAAUCUGGCCGCCGAAACUGCUGCCUCGUUGACCACAGAACAUCCCGAUUACGCGAUUCUUGCCGCUCGAAUUGCCGUUUCUAAUCUUCACAAGAAGACUGAAAAAGUUUUCUCGGAGGUCAUGGAUAAAAUGUUUAACUAUGUGAAUCCAAAAACUGGACAAAAACAACCAAUGAUUGCGGAUGAAACCCAUGACAUUGUUAUGAAACAUGCCGAUCGUCUCAACUCGGCUAUUGUCCAAGAUCGCGACUUUUCCUACACGUAUUUCGGAUUCAAAACACUCGAGCGCUCGUAUUUGCUGAAGAUUGGCGGGGAGAUUGUUGAACGACCUCAGCAUAUGUUGAUGCGAGUGUCUGUCGGAAUUCAUGGCGAGAACAUCGAUGCUGCUAUCGAAACCUACAAUUUGAUGAGCGAUCGAUUUUUCACUCAUGCAACUCCAACUUUGUUCAAUUCGGGCACGAGAAAGGCGCAACUCUCCUCAUGUUUCCUACUUAUGAUGCAAGAGGACUCAAUUCACGGUAUCUAUGAGACUUUGAAACAGUGUGCGUUGAUUUCCAAAUCUGCUGGCGGUAUUGGGGUCAACGUUCACAAUAUUCGAGCUAACGGAAGUCUUAUUGCUGGUACCAACGGUCAAUCGAAUGGCUUGGUUCCCAUGCUUCGUGUCUUCAACAAUACUGCUCGCUAUGUGGAUCAAGGGGGAAACAAACGACCUGGUGCUUUUGCCAUUUACUUGGAGCCAUGGCACGCUGAUAUUUUCGAGUUUGUUGCUUUGAAGAAAAACACUGGACCCGAAGAAGAGCGUGCUCGCGAUCUUUUCUACGCCUUGUGGGUUCCUGACCUCUUCAUGUCGCGUGUCGAGAAAGAUCAGCAUUGGUCAUUGAUGUGUCCUUCUGAAUGUCCAGGACUUGCUGAUUGUUGGGGAGAGGAAUUCGAGAAACUCUACAUAAGAUACGAAACGGAAGCUCGAUUCAAGAAGCAAGUUAGAGCUCGUAAGCUUUGGGAAGCCAUUGUCAGCAGCCAAAUUGAAACCGGCACUCCAUAUAUGCUUUACAAAGACGCCUGCAAUCGCAAAUCGAAUCAACAAAAUUUGGGAACUAUAAAGUGCUCUAACUUGUGCACGGAGAUUGUGGAGUAUACCAGCAAGGAUGAGGUUGCGGUGUGCAAUUUGGCGUCAAUUGCUCUGAAUCGAUACGUUACCGCCGAGCAAACUUUUGAUUUUGCUCUCCUCCAUUCCGUUACAAAAGUCAUUACAAAGAAUCUCAACAGGAUCAUUGACAUCAACUACUACCCAGUUCCUGAAGCAGAGCGUUCAAACAUGCGCCACCGACCUAUCGGAAUUGGUGUUCAGGGGCUUGCUGAUGCGUUUAUGCUCAUGCGCUAUCCGUUCACUUCGGAGAAAGCUCGAGACCUCAACAAGAGAAUUUUUGAGACUAUUUACCAUGCGGCGUUAGAGGCUAGUUGCGAACUUGCUGAGACUCUUGGACCUUACGAGACAUAUGUUGGAAGUCCAAUGAGCAAAGGGGAACUUCAAUUCGAUCUAUGGAACGUUAUACCAACUGACCAAUGUGAUUGGAAAACUUUGCGCGACAAGAUUCAAAAGCACGGUGUUCGCAACUCAUUGCUUCUUGCACCCAUGCCAACUGCGUCAACCGCUCAAAUUCUUGGAAACAACGAAUCAAUUGAGCCCUACACUUCAAAUAUCUAUUCGCGGCGUGUGCUUUCGGGGGAUUUCCAAAUUGUGAAUCCGCACUUGUUGAAGGAUCUUGUUGAACUUGGACUUUGGAGCGCUGAUAUGAAGAUGCGACUGAUUGCUUCACACGGCUCCAUUCAAAAUAUUCCCGACAUUCCAGCGGAGAUUAAAGAGUUGUACAAAACUGUCUGGGAAAUUAAGCAGAAGGAUAUCAUCGAGAUGGCUGCUGAUCGCGGUGCUUACAUUGAUCAGUCACAAUCGCUCAACAUUCACAUCGCUCAGCCAAGUAUGGCCAACAUCACCUCAAUGCAUUUCUUUGGAUGGAAGAAGGGCUUGAAAACUGGAAUGUACUACCUCCGAACCAAGCCAGCGGUGAAUCCGGUGCAAUUCACUGUGGACAAGACGGCUAUCAAGAAACAAGAGCAAGACGAGCUCACCCGCAAAGUUGCCGAGGCCAAGAUUGGAGACGCCGAGGAAGGAUGUCUGAUGUGCUCCGGA